This is a messenger RNA of Dracunculus medinensis (Guinea worm), 1089 nucleotides long. The record is from the annotation of a GenBank genome assembly. Lineage: Eukaryota; Metazoa; Nematoda; Chromadorea; Rhabditida; Dracunculidae.
AUGGAUAAUGCUUGCAUCUUGGGUAUUGAAGGCAGUGCGAAUAAAAUUGCUGUUGGUAUAAUCAGAGGAAGAGAAGUGAUAGCAAAUGUUCGAGAAACAUUUCAUGCUCCGACUGGUCAAGGAUUUCGCCCUACUGAAACAGCUAUACAUCAUCGACAAAAAAUCAACCAGAUUGUAAAACGUGCGCUUGAAGAAGCUAAAAUCGAAAAUGCUAGUAAAGAAAUCCAUGCUGUGGCUUAUACCAAAGGCCCAGGAAUGGGACCUUGUCUACAGGUUGGUGCAGUUGUCGCACGAACCCUGUCAAAAGUCUGGAAUAUUCCUCUUUUGCCCGUUAAUCAUUGUGUUGCUCACAUUGAAAUGGGUCGCUUUAUCACUGGUGCAGAUAAUCCAAUUGUGCUUUAUGUUAGCGGUGGUAAUACUCAGGUCAUCUCAUACUUAAAUGGUUACUAUCGAAUUUUUGGUGAAACUUUAGACAUUGCAGUAGGGAAUUGCCUUGACAGAUUUGCUCGUACCAUCAGUUUGCCUAAUGAGCCAUUUCCAGCCUCUAAUCUAGAACAAAUUGCUCUUAAAGGCAAAAAGCUAAUUAACCUACCAUACGUUGUAAAAGGAAUGGAUGUUUCAUUUUCUGGAAUUCUUUCUUUUCUCCAAAAGCAGGGUUUAUCAAUGGUGGAAAAUGGUGAAUGUACCAUUGCCGAUCUAUGCUUUUCUCUGCAGGAAACCGUUUUUGCCAUGCUUGUUGAAGUUACUGAACGUGCAAUGGCCCACUGUCACAGUUCUGAAGUACUUGUUGUUGGUGGAGUGGGAUGUAAUCAGCGAUUGCAGGAAAUGAUGAAUAUUAUGGCACAAGAAAGGGAUGCAAAGUUAUAUGCAACGGAUGAACGAUUUUGCAUCGAUAAUGGAGUCAUGAUCGCACAUACGGCGUGGCUAGGACUAGAUUAUCAUUCACUUCCUCCAUUUGUGGAUUGUACUUUUUCACAAAGGCAACGUACAGAUUCAGUUUUGAUUCCGUGGCGAAGUACUGCAGAUUGGCGUUCUAAUCAGGACAAAGCAUUUGCUAUAUGGUUAAGCUGUCGUAAAGUACUCCACUGA